Molecule: messenger RNA, 1233 nt
Organism: Drosophila bipectinata
Lineage: Eukaryota; Metazoa; Arthropoda; Insecta; Diptera; Drosophilidae
Product: lysosomal aspartic protease
Biological process (GO): cell death; proteolysis
Cellular component (GO): lysosome
Molecular function (GO): aspartic-type endopeptidase activity
Source: RefSeq, a predicted model, not a curated record
UCAGACCGAAGACGGCAGCCAUGAGACCAGUUUGUUUAAUAUUACUAGUGUUGAUCGGAGUUGGUUGUGCCGUGGCCAAAUUGAACCGUCUGCCUUUGCAAGUUAAUAGCAACUACACCAGGACCCAUGGAAAGGUGAAGGCAGAGAAGACCCUGCUGGCGGCCAAGUAUGGCUAUAACCUGGACACCACCUCCUCUGCCUCGGAGGGCACCGAGACCCUCCACGACAGCGCCGAUCGCGAGUACUACGGCCUGGUCAGCAUCGGUACCCCCAAGCAGAAUUUCAAUAUUUUAUUCGACACCGGAUCGGCUAAUCUUUGGGUCCCAAGUGCCAAGUGCCCAGCCUCGAAUAAGGCCUGUCAAAAGCACAACAAGUACCACUCCGCAGAGUCUAGCACCUAUGUGGCCAAUGGGGAGAGUUUCUCCAUUGAAUACGGAACCGGAAGCCUCUCUGGAUUUCUGUCCACCGAUACCGUGGAAGUGGCUGGAAUUAAAAUCAAGGAUCAGACGUUCGCCGAGGCUAUCGAUGAACCGGGAAGCACCUUUACUGAUGCCAACUUUGCCGGAAUCAUGGGCCUGGCUUUCAAGUCAAUCGCCGUGGAUGGUGUGACCCCGCCGUGGGACAACAUGAUUGCCCAGAAACUGCUCGACGAGCCAGUGAUCUCCUUCUAUUUGAAGCGCAAGGGAACCGCUGUCCAAGGCGGUGAAAUGAUCCUGGGUGGCAUUGAUUCCAGCCUCUAUAAGGGAAGCCUUACCUGGGUGCCAGUCACCAAAGCUGCCUACUGGCAAUUCAAAAUUACCGCCAUCAAGACCAAGGGUGAAUUCAUCAGCCGGAACACCCAGGCCAUCGCCGAUACUGGAACUUCCCUGAUCGUCCUCCCAGAGGCUGCCUACAUCAAAAUCAAUAGGUUCAUUGGCGCUGAGGAUAAUGGCGAAGGAGAGGCCUUUGUCAGAUGCAGCAGGGUCUCGUCCUUGCCGAACAUUAAUCUCUAUAUCGGGGAUAGAUUCUUUACUCUCAAGCCCAGUGAUUAUAUAAUCAGGAUUACCGAGAAUGGGGAAACCUACUGCAUGUCGGUCUUCACCUACAUGGAGGGCAACACUUUGGUUAUCCUGGGUGAUGUUUUCAUCGGAAAGUUCUACACAGUCUUCGACAAGGGCAAUAACAGGAUCGGAUUCGCACCAGUUGCUAAUUAAAUGAUUACUUUUUGAUGAAUUUUUAUUAAAUAAAGUUUGA